GACCUGCAAAACAUGCACGGUGUAUGCCCCCGAGGACCGAGUUUGAGAACCUCUGGUCUAGUAGGUAAUGCUCUGAGGGUUUCUCCAACCAAAUGAAGGCGCCUGUUCUCUGCUGAUUCUCAGGCCAUCGCUGGGCUGUUAUCUGGGAAGUGCAGCUGGUCUAUUAUGCGCUGGUGACAGAGAGGCUGCACAUCACCGGGGAGAGGACGGGAAGUAGUGCAACUGUCAGAAAUGGCCACACGAAUACGUCCUGCCAGCAAGAAAUGCACAGUUAUUGGGGGUUCUGGAUUUCUUGGACAGCACAUGGUGGAGCGCCUGUUAGAUAAAGGAUACUCUGUUAAUGUGUUUGAUAUCCGACAAGGGUUUGAGAAUGAGUGGGUGCAGUUUUACAUUGGUGAUCUUUGCAGCAAAAAGGAUUUAUUGCCAGCCCUACAAGGUGUAAAUGUCGUCUUCCACUGUGCAUCGCCAGCCCCUUCCAGUGACAACAAAGAGCUUUUCUACAGAGUAAACUAUAUCGGAACAAAGACAGUGCUUGAAGCCUGCAAGGAAUCUGGUGUUCAGAAACUAGUGCUGACCAGCAGUGCGAGUGUGAUCUUUGAAGGUAAAGAUAUUAAGAAUGGAUCGGAGGAGCUUCCUUAUGCUAAGAAACCCAUUGAUUAUUAUACAGAAACUAAGAUUCUUCAAGAGAAGGAGGUUUUGGGAGCAAAUGACCCAGCAAACAACUUUGUGACUGUGGCUAUCAGGCCUCACGGCAUAUUUGGGCCACGAGACCCCCAGCUUGUACCUAUACUGGUGGAGACAGCGAAAAGUGGCAAAAUGAAAUUUAUGAUUGGAAAUGGGAAGAAUUUGGUGGAUUUUACGUAUGUGGAAAAUGUGGUACAUGGUCAUAUACUGGCAGCUGAGUACCUGCAGAAAGACUCUCCUCUGUGCGGAAAGGCCUACCACAUCACAAAUGAUGAGCCUAUCCCAUUCUGGACAUUCCUUUCCCGCAUUCUGAUUGGUCUGAAUUAUGAAGCCCCGAAGUACAAGAUCCCUUUCUUGUUGGCUUACUACCUUGCUCUUUUCUUGUCUAUUUUGGUCUUAAUUCUGAGUCCUCUUGUCAAAAUUAAGUCCACUUUUACACCAAUGAGAGUUGCACUGGCUGGGACUUAUCACUAUUACAGCUGUGAGCGGGCCAAGAAGGACAUGGGCUACAAGCCUGUGGUCAGCCUGGACAAAGCUGUGGAGAAGACCGUUCAGAGCUACUCACAUCUGAAGAAAGCUAGUUAGAUAUCAAUGCCCCCUCUCCCCCGCAAUGUGGGACAUUUAUGAGAACCGCUGUAUAGGCAGCUGCAGGAAAGGUGAUGGUGACCAUAGCAAAGAUGUUCUACUUGAUUUUCUAAAGUGUGCUAGAAAAAUUACGGAACCUGAUUGGUUGCUGAGGAGAAAGUCACCUUUUACAUAGUUAAAUAACGAUUUUCAUAAAUGUCCCCUAUUGUAUGUAGAUUUUGUAAUUCACAACAAAAUUUGAGGUAUUCUUUUGCCUCCUUGAAUUUUUAAUGUCCUCAACCUAUUGUUGAAAUCCACCUCAAUCCUGCAUCUAUUUUCUCAGCUGUAAAUGUUCAUAUUGAAUGUAAUAUUCCUAAAUAUUGUAAAGGAAACUAAUACUAUUAAGCAGUUGAAUAAAAAAGUUGUCAACUAA
This is a messenger RNA of Pseudophryne corroboree (corroboree frog), 1681 nucleotides long. It is a transcript of the gene NSDHL, whose product is annotated as NAD(P) dependent steroid dehydrogenase-like. Gene Ontology annotation, biological process: steroid biosynthetic process. The record is from RefSeq and is a predicted model, not a curated record. The transcript has 9 exons. Bases 232 to 1269 code for a protein of 345 amino acids. NCBI's taxonomy places the organism in Eukaryota, Metazoa, Chordata, Amphibia, Anura, Myobatrachidae. Gene Ontology annotation, molecular function: 3-beta-hydroxy-Delta5-steroid dehydrogenase (NAD+) activity.